AUCAGUGUUAUAUUCACCACAAAAUGGCUGAGAGAAAAAUAUCUUGAAAGGAUUUUUUGUUAAGACAGAUGGAGCAACAAGCGGAACAAGUGCUGUCUCUACGUUUGUCCCGUGUUUUGGACGACAUCGGGGUGAACAGGUACAUGAUCGCCAGGAGGAGGAGGGCGUGGCUGAAGAGGGAGACAAGCGGGACAAUCGGUGCAACAUUAAAGGGUAUAAACCAUAAAUUCUAUCACUUUGGCAGCCAGAGUGAGGGAACUACAACACUUGGCAUGCAAUCAGACAUUGAUACAUUGUUCUGCACUGAUUUCCCCGUCAUAUUGGACUGGGAUGAGUGGCAGCAGAGAAAGUAUCAACUCCUUGUUGUCAAGACAGACCAGUUCCCACCCCAGCACUGUUGGCUUCAACAGCUGAGACCUGACAUUCCAUUACCAGAGACACAGGUCACACUCCCCAGUGAUGUGAUAGACAAUGAAGGCAGAGUGCUGCAUACAAACUCUCUGAUGGAAGCCCAUGACAUUAUCAGAAAAUAUAGCUCAACAGGUGAAAUAGUGCAACAUGGUCCAUCUAGAAGCAAUGAUGAAAAUGAUUAUGUUCUUGCCUAUCACUGUUGCAGUCUCCCAAACGAUUGUCAGUUCCUGUUCCACAGACCCCGGCCUGGACACUGGCCCAGAGCUGACACACUUGCCAGGGCCAGACAAGUUGGAGUGUUUCUGGUGCCACAGGGAUAUUCGGAGUCUCCUUCAAGGCCAAUCAGGUGUCGCUCUUCUGCACUCCAUGUCAUCCCACAUGACCCCUGUUAUCCACAAUCAAACUGGGAAUGGAGGUUUUCUACAUCAAUGAUGGAAAGAUUACUGAUGUUUGACAUGAACACUGUGCAGUACAAGACAUAUGUAUUCAUUAAAAUAUUAAGAAAAACUUUCUUAAAGCCUGUUGUUGGAGACCGUCUCAGUACGUUUCACAUGAAGACUGCAAUGCUGUUCACAAUAGAGACAUAUCCACCAGAGAUAUGGAGAGAAGAAAACCUUGUACAUUGUGUGAUCUACUGUCUGACCACACUUCGCAGGUGGCUGAAGUUGAAACACUGCCCACACUACACUAUAGCUAGAGUGAAUCUUUUAACAGGGAAACUAUUCAAACAUGAACUCCCAAUAUUGUCUGCAAUGCUUUCCUCCUUAAUGGAAUCCAAUAUGCCCUACAUUCCACAGAUAGACAUGGAUUUACUUGGAGACAAGAUGUUGGGUAUAACCAGAAGCCUUGUUUGUGAAAGUUACGAAAGGAAGAAAAACAAUCAACUGAUCCUAACAAAGCUGAAUAAAGUAUGCAAUAAUUCAAUAGUAGCAGAGCAUAAAGAUGUCAUAACUGAAUUUUCUAUGUACACAUGGGACGAGCUCAAUGCACUCAUUAUAGAAUAUCUUCACACUUUACAACAAAUAUCCCAAAAUGGGACAGCCUUGGAACAAGAAACAGCUACAAUGAUCAUGCCUCUGUUGUAUAGUUCAUUUGCUUCCCUCAUAGCCUCUAUGUGUAUUCACAUAGGCCAAUCAAUAACACAGGACAUUCUCCACCUGUACCACCUGUCCUUUGACUCUGAUCUUCUUUCCAGUAGACUUAAGUUUGCCUCCAUGUUGUACUGCAAUGGGCAGUAUGAUGCAGCAGCAAACUGCCUGGUCUACUGUGAGGGACUGCUGGGACCAGAAGUGUGGCAAUCAUGCAAUUGUAUUGGAAGACUUCAAAUCAAACCAAGCAGUAAGUUCCUAGACAAGACUGAACAUUCAUCAAAUAAAGACAUACUACAGAAGUUUACUGCCAUAUGUGUAUUUUUCAUGCCUCAAGAAAUGUGCUGUGUACCAGAACACCUGGUGUAUGAAAUGUUCAGAACUGUAGGAGAUGAAGACAGGCAACAGAGACGCCCAGCAACAAAUUAUAAGUGGAUGGACCUAGCCGUGAUUGACUGUAUCCCUUUCCUCUACUACCUGCAGUACCUCACAUACAGGCAACUGAAUAUGCAUCAUAGGAAAGAUGCAGUACGAGCAAAGCUUCACCACUAUAUACAUACGGACAGUCAAGGCCAUGGUCACAUAGAGACAGCCUUAAACAUGAUGGGCAACUGCUAUGAACUUGAAAACAGACUGGAUGUUGCAUGGAUGUGCUACUCCACAUCUUUAGAAAUCUACCCCAGAAACAAUGCAGCCAAUUGGCAUGUGGCCAGAAUACUGCAUCAGCUAGUUAACAGCUAAAUACUUCUGUAAAUAAAAUUGAAGUAUUCAAGUAUUGGUGAUAUCCUCACCAAUGAGGAUGUGCAACAUAUAAAAUUGAAAAAAUAAAAUGAGACUUACUUAGUUUUGAUCAUGAGUGCCCUGGGAAUGUAGACCUUCCCUUGAAUCAUCUUGAACAGUCGCUCCAAGUGCUGAAACACGAGGCAUAAACAACUGUCUGAGCAUAAAGAGAAAAGAAAACUUUCUUGAAUCAAUUUUAAUACUACAAAUGUAAUCAAGAAUCAUAAAUUGUACAAAAUAUUAUUAAGAAUGUUUUUUCUUAACUGUUUAUGUAUAUUUUCUAGCUAUGAUGGAAAUAUUGUCAAAGAAUUUUCACGGUAAUACUAACAUCACAAUGAAUAUAUCAAUGAUAAUGAAUUGUAAUACAAUUUGUUGAUAAACUGUAUUACCAUAAAAACUGUAUUACCAUAAAUGACUGUGUAUAGCAUGCAUCCAUAAAAGCAGGCAAAUAAUACAUAAAGAACAGGAAAAAAGACCUAAAUCGUCUACACUAAAAUUAUCUUAUAUCAUAAAUUAAAAAAUCCAUAAUGUUUGCUUACAAUGCCAAUAUUUAUCAUAACAAGAGCUGUCACAGAGACAGCGUGCUCGACUAUUUUGCCGCUUUUCAGGAUUGGCGAAACUUGCAUAGAUCACUGUAGUGUAAGAUAAGAAUGUUGCCUGCAAAGAUUUGUGUAAAAUUCAAAUAUAUUUAGCCUUUAAUGAAAUAAAAACAUGAUGGAAAUAGCAUGUAAUACAUUAAAGGAUUAUAGCUUGUAUAUAAUGAUAUUCUAAGUCCAAUAAUAAAGGGCCAUUAUUUGCAAAAUACAAAUAUCUAACUUGGUUAUUCAAGUAGGUUGGGUGGUUGAGUACCAUUGUAUAAAGUCUCAAUGCAAUACAUCAAGUAGUUGAUGAGAUAGUAACAUAUGUGUGUUUACAUGCCAAACCUUAACCAGAUUUUCUAUGUUGAAUAAUAAAGAGCAAUUAUUUGCAUUAAAUGCAAACUAGAGUUAUUUUACUUGGUUUUUAAAGUAGGUUGGGUGGUUAUAUAGCAUUGUAUAAAGUCUCAAUGCAAUACAUGAAGUAGUUGCUGAGAUAUUAACCUAUGUGUGCUAACAUGCAAGACCUUAACCAGAUUUUCUAUGUUGAAUAAUAAAGAGCAAUUAUUUGCAUUAAAUGCAAACUAGAGUUAUUUUACUUGGUUUUUAAAGUAGGUUAGGUGGUUAAAUAGCAUUGUAUAAAGUCUCAAUGCAAAACAUGAAGUAGUUGCUGAGAUAUUAACCUAUGUGUGCUAACAUGCAAGACCUUAACCAGAAUUUCUAAGUCGCAUAAAAAAGGGGCAAAAAUUAUAUAAUAUGCAAGAUUAUAAGUAUCUUCCAUGGCCGAGAGUGUAAGAUAGGUUCAUUCCGACCCGAGCGUAGGGUGUUUUGCUGAAACGAGGUUUACCUAUCUUACACCAGCGGCUAUGGUAGAUGCUUCGUCUCCCACCUGAUUUUUUGCUGGAACUCUUUUGCGGAACUCUUUUGUGAUUAGUGAAAAAAAAUGCGUACGGAUAUGCAAUAAUUCGUGGUUGUCAUGGAUAUUUGCGCAGUGAUUCACAGUAUGUAAAUGGUUUGAUCGGUCUUUAAAUAUGCAUGUUUAUUUAUCAUUUAAAUACAAUAUGGUCAAAAAUCAAAAACCAUAAGUAAGACACAGCCAUUUUUUUCUCAGGAAAAAAGUGAG
Messenger RNA from Mya arenaria, 3977 nucleotides. RefSeq lists its product as uncharacterized. The transcript is spliced from 2 exons. The record is from RefSeq and is a predicted model, not a curated record. NCBI's taxonomy places the organism in Eukaryota, Metazoa, Mollusca, Bivalvia, Myida, Myidae. Bases 69 to 2240 code for a protein of 723 amino acids.